Molecule: messenger RNA, 228 nt
Organism: Symbiodinium sp. CCMP2456
Lineage: Eukaryota; Dinophyceae; Suessiales; Symbiodiniaceae
Source: the annotation of a GenBank genome assembly
GUGCUCCGCUCGUUGAGGCUUUCCCACCACCACACGGUGGAGGACCACCGGCGGUACAUGUGCAGCCGACGCAGCCGGGAAGAGUCCCCUGGCCGGUGGGGCGAGGCCGCCAGAGGGCGCCCCGAGGUGCGCACCUGCACGCGCUGCUGGGAUGAGGAUGACUCCAACGCAAUCGUCGUGGCCGUGAACGAGGUGCACCUGCGGCACAAGUUGUCCGGGUUUCUGUGA